CUUGUCUUUUGCUCUAUUUUCGUCGUUUUCUUCCUCACUGGGGAAAAGUUUGGACGUGGUUUAUUUGCGAGGAUACAGACAUGGCAGCGGCAGAAGGCAUGCCCAAGUGGGAGAGGACAGUGCGCGUGCUUUUGUGCGUCUUCGGUUUGAUUUUGUCAGUUUACGCGCUUCACGUGGAAUUGUCCCGCGAGCACGACCCAGACUACAGAGCGAUGUGCGACUUGGGAGAGUCUGUCAGCUGCUCCAAAGUUUUUACAUCCAGAUGGGGACGUGGUUUUGGCUUGGUCCAGUUCUUUGUUGCCCAAGAUAGCCCUCUGAAUCAGCCCAACAGUGUUCUUGGAAUCCUAUUUUACACGUUGCAGUUUGUCCUGGGUCUAACCCCGUCCAAAAAGGCCGCUCUGUUCUUGGUGUUGUCCUCCUGGGUGUCGGUGGCCGGCUCGCUCUACCUCGCCUCCAUUCUGGCUUUUGUCCUGGGAGAUUUUUGCAUGGUCUGCGUGUCAACAUACAUCGUGAACUUUGCCUUGCUCUACACCAACCUCAAGCGAAGGAGCGCCAUCAAAGGGAAGAAGGAGAAGGCAGGAUAAUAAUCAUUCCAAAAAACAAGUGUCAUUCUAUACCCCCCACACACACAACCCACCCUCCCUCUCCUUCCCUCCUGGCCCGAAGCAGCAACUCCGGCACAACUUUUUUUUGUUUUACAAAAAACAGGAUUCAUCUCACUUUUUCAGUAUUCAGUUAGCUGUUUUUAACAUAAUUUGUUGCCUGUCCUCUUACGAUUAUUAUAGUGGUGAAUAAUAAAGUUGACAGAUGUUACUGUGAUUUGUGAGAAGACUCAAAACUAAUCUUAAACAAAACUAAUCUUAAGAAUCACAGCAGAUGAAAGGUAAGUAAAAUUUCGCUAAAACUUGUUUUUUUCUCUUGUGGAGUCUAACCAAGAAGCUGAUGCAAACACACACGCACGCACACACUUUUUUUCCCCUCGCUAUAUUUUGCGGCACUUUCGCAAAGGCCCCACAAGACGGCGACAAAUCCCUAAAGGUCGUUUUGGGAUGAAGGCUGUCUUAUACGCUUAUUUGUAUGCAAGUAGACUUUAGCAACUAACUUUUACGUCUAUCGGGGAGAUCAGGGCUAUUUAUGAGAGCGUUAUUUAGAAAUGGGGUUAUUAGAUUUUUUUAAAAUUGAGAAUAAAAAACAUUUCCAUGAUCAAUUCCAUCAGGAAUUGAUCCAACCCAUGGCCCUAAAAGCAAGAAAUAAGAUGAUUUUGUUGCAAUAAUGGGUGCAGAGGGGGGUUGCAAAGAUUUAUCACUUGAAUGCACCCAGAUAACUUUUUGUGUGAGUUUCUGCUGCACCCACUGACAGUGUUGUACAAAGCCUUCAUGCCUUUCAUUGUUCUGUUUAUAUUCAACGCAUGACCACAUAUGAAGUUAAUUGUCAUCC
This is a messenger RNA of Hippocampus zosterae (dwarf seahorse), 1437 nucleotides long. RefSeq names its product vitamin K epoxide reductase complex, subunit 1 (gene vkorc1). Gene Ontology annotation, biological process: vitamin K metabolic process; peptidyl-glutamic acid carboxylation. Gene Ontology annotation, molecular function: vitamin-K-epoxide reductase (warfarin-sensitive) activity. The transcript has 3 exons. Lineage: Eukaryota; Metazoa; Chordata; Actinopteri; Syngnathiformes; Syngnathidae. The record is from RefSeq and is a predicted model, not a curated record. Bases 81 to 584 code for a protein of 167 amino acids.